This is a messenger RNA of Mytilus trossulus (common blue mussel), 2389 nucleotides long. RefSeq lists its product as uncharacterized. The coding region runs from base 173 to 625 and encodes 150 amino acids. The transcript has 5 exons. The record is from RefSeq and is a predicted model, not a curated record. NCBI's taxonomy places the organism in Eukaryota, Metazoa, Mollusca, Bivalvia, Mytilida, Mytilidae.
AUGAUCUAGAAAUUGAUGAAUUGUUAAUCUUUACUCCCCUGAAACCAGGGGGUGAUGCGAAUAAGACCCGACGUAUUUUGGGAUCACGGACCUCGUUCUCUUUAGAAUUUAACCUGGAGGAACUUGAGCAUCCAAUGAUGCACAGAUUUUGUGUGUAGUUGAUGUUUGUGCUAUGAGCAUGCAGAAAUAUAUGCCUCAGGGGGAAGGAGAGACACCUAUUGUUGAAGCAUCGCCAGAUAUGUGUGCGGCAGCGACUCAUUAUAAGACUUGUGUAGAAAAUGGAAGGUCUCAAUGUCCAGACUCCCAAAGUGUUACAAUUGCAGAGAUGAUGAUAAAACAAUUUGAAUCGUUGUGUGGAGAUCAAUAUGAUAAAGUUACCAGUACAACAAGCAGUUAUACCAAAGAAACUGAAGAAAACUUGAAAAGGGGAAGCAACAAAAGAAGGACUCUGGCAGAAUUAAAGAAAGAAAAUCUGAUUUUAGAUAACGAACGUCUACGGGAAGAAACAAAAAGGCUUAAACUUGAACAAGAAAAUUUAAAACUAGAGAAAGAAGGGAUUAUUUUGAAAAACCGAUGUCUCAUAUGUAAAGUGCAGACUGAGUAUCCUGAUUGUGUCGCACCAUAGAUACAACAUCUUAAUAUUUUGGUGUUAAAAUCUAUAUAGUAUAACAAUAUUGCUAUUUUUCACAAACACAUGUUGGUUAACAUAUUGUUUAACAUUUGAACUAGUUUGUCUCCUUAACAUAAAUCAUUAGUAUUAUUCAAAUGACACAUUUUACAAGUUUUGUACCUUGCCCCUUUUGUAGCUCACCUGGCCCAGAGAACCUAGAACAUAGGGGUAAAAUGUAGAUUUUGGCUUAUAUAUCUGAAACCAGAGCAUUUAGAGCAAAUCUGACAGGGGUUAAACUGUUCACCAUGUCAAGAUCUAUCUGCCCUGAAAUUUAAACAUAGAUCGGAGAACCUGUUGUUGGAUUGCUGCCUCUAAAUUGGUAAUUUUAAUGAAAUUUUGCCGUUUUUGGUUAUUAUCUUGAAUAUUAUUAUAGAUAGAGAUAAACUGUAAACAGCAAUAAUGUUCAGCAAAGUAAGAUCUUAUAAUAAGUCAACAUGACCACAAUGGUCAGUUGACCCCAAAGUAAGAUCUAUCAUUUUGGUCUUGUUGAUCCCUUAAGGAGUUAAUACCCUUUAUAGUAAUUUUGUACCAAAUUUAUUUAUUUUUUGUAAUCUUUUACAAAAAUCUUCUCCUCUGAAACUACUGGGUCAAAUUUAACCAAAAUUCUAAAUCAAUGAUAGGGUAUGUAGUUUAAAAAUGUGUGUGGUGACCAAGCCAACCAAUCAAGAUGGCCACCAUGGCUUAAAAUAGAACAUAGGGAUAAAAUGUAGAUUUUGGCUUUAUAAAACCAAAGCAUUUCGAGCAAAUCUGACCGAGGUUAAUUUCUUAAUCAGAUCAAUAUCUAUCUGCCCUGAAAUUGUGUCCUUUGUUCAAUAUGCACGUAGACCAAGUUGAGAGACACAGGCUCGUCAGAGCCUCUAGUUCAAAUUUUGCAUAAGAGGUGGCUAUAAAACCGUUACAGUAUGAUAGACUAUGUGAAUCUUUUUGCAAUAGUUCAUGUGGAUAUAGUUUUGUAUACUUAUGUAUAAAUUCAAAUAAAAUAAAUUUUACCUGUCAGUCUUCAUUGAAGAAUAAUAUUAAAGGUAUGAUUACAGUGUUGAAUUGGUAAUCGUUUAGAAUAAGUUAAUUUAAAGGAGUGAUAAAUCCUGAUAUUUUUACCCGGAUCGUAUUAUGGAUUAUGAAUCUCGACUAAUGUAAAUUACAAAUCUAUACUUUAUGUUAUAUUUGUUAUAGAUCAUACAAUUAUUGCCUGUAUUUACCUGUAAUAUUGGCACAAUGAAAUGUUUCAGUAUUGGCGCAAAUGAAAUAUGAUUUGUGGCGCAAAUUUAAUAUGAUUUGUGGCGCAUGCAAAUGAAAGAUUUUUUAGCGCAAAAGCAAAGCACCAUGGUAUGCAUGAUUGCCCAUUAACGUCGGACGUCAAACGGUCAUUUUAGUGAUUCGUCACAGGUCUAAAAAAAUCCUGCGUUCUCGUCAAAAAGAAAAUGUACAUUUUAUCGUCAUACAUUACACAUAACGUAUCGUUAACAUCAUUUUACUGUUAUUUUGCAUGAAGGUACCCCAAUUACAGCCUCAAACAAUAUCACCGUUGACAUUAGGAUGAGCUUUUCGGAUUGAAAUAAUUUUUCCUACAGAUACAGCCAAACUUGCAAACAAAAUCUGUGUAUCUAUUUAAAAAAUUAGUAAAAGUUUUAAGUAGUUUGUUGUAACGAAGUCCUCAUGUAACAUAUUUUAUAUUAGCUUAUCGUUUACUAUUUUAAAUAAAGAAAUUAUGUAAAUGUA